Boeremia exigua is the source of this 1020-nucleotide messenger RNA. RefSeq names its product alternative oxidase-like protein. Lineage: Eukaryota; Fungi; Ascomycota; Dothideomycetes; Pleosporales; Didymellaceae. Gene Ontology annotation, cellular component: mitochondrion. Gene Ontology annotation, molecular function: alternative oxidase activity. The record is from RefSeq and is a predicted model, not a curated record. Gene Ontology annotation, biological process: alternative respiration. The transcript has 4 exons. Bases 1 to 1020 code for a protein of 339 amino acids.
AUGAUUGCUACCAGGCUAGCUUCACGAGGGUCCGCUGCCUCUGGGUAUGCGACAGCUCAGCUGCUGAAGUCCUUCAAUAGCUGCUCGAUACGACCUACGUUCGUGGUUGCCCAGCAUGUUCAGCUGGCCCCAGCUGGUCAACGCCACUUUUCCUCGUCAGAAAGCCCCAAGAUCCAAAAGUUCUUCGAGAAGAAAGAAACAGAAUUGGUGAGGAGAACGCCGGCGGCAUGGCCUCAUCCGGCAUUCAACCAGGACCAGAUGAACGCAGUCACCGUCGCUCAUAGAGAAAGUCAGACAACCUCAGACAAGGCUGCUCUUCUUGCUACCAGGGUACUUCGAUGGGGCUUGGAUGUGGCUACAGGUUAUAAGCACAAGGACGGUGCUAUGACUGAAGAGAAGUACAUGAUUAGAAACGUCUUCCUUGAGAGCGUAGCUGGCGUACCUGGAAUGGUUGCAGGUAUGAUCAGGCAUCUUAACUCAAUGAGGCGCAUGAAACGAGACAACGGAUGGAUCGAAACACUGCUCGAAGAGAGCUACAACGAACGGAUGCACUUGCUCACCUUCAUGAAGAUGAGUAAGCCUGGUCUGUUCAUGCGCCUCAUGGUUCUGGGCGCCCAGGGAGUUUGGUGUAAUGCGUUAUUUUUUGCGUAUCUCAUCAGCCCUCGCUUCGUCCACCGCUUUGUUGGGUACCUCGAAGAAGAAGCCGUUUUUACGUACACACGCCAAAUCCAAGACCUCGAUGCAGGGCGUCUGCCUAAAUGGGAGAAGCUGCAGGUUCCCGACAUCGCAAUCGAGUACUGGAACAUGCCCGAAGGUCACCGCACUAUGCGAGAUCUACUACUGUACAUUCGUGCAGAUGAGAGCAAGCAUCGGGAAGUGAACCACACCCUCGGCAAUCUCGACCAGAAAGAAGACCCGAACCCCUACGCGAGCGAGUACAAGGACGUGACAAAGCCACAUCCAAGCAAAGAUCUUGCGCACCAGAAGCCCACUGGGUGGGAGCGACACGAGAUCAUCUGA